Molecule: messenger RNA, 3936 nt
Organism: Sceloporus undulatus (fence lizard)
Lineage: Eukaryota; Metazoa; Chordata; Lepidosauria; Squamata; Phrynosomatidae
Gene: SPSB1
Product: splA/ryanodine receptor domain and SOCS box containing 1
Exons: 3
Coding region: 619-1440 (273 amino acids)
Biological process (GO): intracellular signal transduction; proteasome-mediated ubiquitin-dependent protein catabolic process
Cellular component (GO): SCF ubiquitin ligase complex
Molecular function (GO): protein binding
Source: RefSeq, a predicted model, not a curated record
AAUAAUAAUAGAAAUAGAAAUAAUAAAAUAACAACAGUAAUAGAAAUAAUAAUAGAAACAACAACAACAACAAUAAUAAUAAUAGAAAUAGAAAUAACAAAUGCCCCCAUAGCAGUGCAGAGGCUCCCAUAGCAAUUGAGAGUGGAGCGCAAGGCGCGCGUCCCCUUUAAAAGUGGGCGUGGCUUCCAGGCCCUCCGAGCGGGGCGUGGCUUCCCCGGGCGGAGUGGGCGUGUCCCUGUGUUCCCACGUGACCCGGGCGCUGGUGCUGCUGCCUUUUAGCGGCGCUUUGGCUCUCAGUCGGAGCGGAGUGGGGCCUUGGCGGGUGGAAGAACCGGAGUGGCUCCGCUUUGCGUUCACACGAUGCCCGGGAACGAGGAAAAGGAGCAGGAACCGGACCCCUCCCCCGUGUGAAGGCUCCCUUGGGGCCAGAGAGGCAAUACGGACCAGCGGUCACAUCCGCCUCAGCCAGGUUUCAUAGCAACCUCUCCUCUUUUCCAGCCCGACCUUCUGGCACCUUCCAUUAAAGGCCUGGAUGUCAACUGUGAGCAGCGGCUGGAGGAAGGUCAAUUGAUGAGCCGGCCCCGGAGAUCUAUAAAUAGGUGACAGGCGAGACUCAGGAUGGGACAGAAGGUGACAGGUGGCAUAAAGACGGUGGAUAUGAGGGACCCGGCUUACCGGCCACUGAAGCAUGCGCUUCAGGGCUUGGACUACUGCAAGCCGGCCCGAUUGGAUCUGCUCCUGGAUAUGCCGGCUGUUUCCUACGAGGUCCAACUGAUGCAUUCUUGGAACAACGACGACCGGUCACUCAACGUCUUCGUGAAGGAGGAGGACAAGCUCAUCUUUCACCGGCAUCCGGUGGCCCAAAGCACAGACGCUAUCCGAGGGAAAGUCGGUUACACACGGGGCCUCCACGUCUGGCAGAUCACAUGGGCAAUGAGGCAGCGGGGCACACAUGCCGUGGUUGGAGUGGCCACGGCCGAUGCCCCCUUGCACUCAGUGGGCUACACCACCCUCGUGGGGAACAACCACGAAUCCUGGGGCUGGGACCUUGGGCGGAAUCGGCUCUACCACGAUGGGAAAAACCAGCCCAGUAAAACCUACCCAGCUUUCCUGGAGUCUGAUGAAACCUUUAUUGUGCCGGACUCCUUCCUGGUGGUGUUGGACAUGGACGAUGGGACGCUGAGUUUCAUUGUGGAUGGGCAGUAUAUGGGGGUUGCUUUCCGGGGACUGAAAGGGAAAAAACUCUACCCGGUGGUGAGUGCUGUGUGGGGCCACUGUGAAAUUCGGAUGCGUUACUUGAAUGGGCUUGACCCUGAACCUUUGCCUCUGAUGGACCUCUGCCGGCGAUCUGUGCGACUCGCUCUGGGCAAGGAUCGGUUGAAUGAGAUCCACAAACUGCCGCUGCCGGAAUCCCUCAAGAGCUACCUUCUCUACCAAUGACCUCCAUUUUGUGGCCGGACGACUCUCUUUGUCAAGAAGCAAAAUGAAGAGGCAGCCGGAAAGGAGCAUUCCUUUUUGGCAUCUCUGGACAGGGAUUCCCAUUGCUUCUCCACAUAUGCACCGUCCCUACACACCCUUUUCUGAAUUGUCUUUGUUUUGCUACCGAAGAUUCCAGCCCAAGAGCAAUGCCUUGUUUCUCCCCGUGCCAAAUGAGUCACUCCCCAUCUGGUUUAGCCACCUUUUGUUUUCCAUCGAUCUCUGGGAGAUCCCAGCUCUCCGAUUCUUCUGCCAGACAGACCCAAGCUCUUGACACUACCACUUUGCCCAGGUCUGUUAAGGAUCAAAUCGUUUGGAAAAGGAGAAGUUGAAGCUGUGGAGUACGAUGCAAGGUGCUACAGAUGGAGCGUGAGGUGGCCUGCCACGAUCCUAAGGAUGACGGAAUUCGUACCCCAUACCCCCUCCAGCACUUCGGCACCAAAAAGAUCACUCCCUGUGGACUCAUAGUUAGACUAUAUUGGAAUAAGGAGCCAUUGUGGAUGUCAAAGGGCUAUGCUUGAUAUCCAAAAUGGGCAAUGUCUUCUCGGUGUGGGUGCCCCGUGAACCAUCGCCACCCACCUGAGGCCGAGAGACGACUUGGAUGCUCAAAAUAACUCAUCUUUCUGAGUAUUCACUUGAAUCUGUAGCUCGGAGGUUGGGGCAACAAGAAUGGGAGGAAUAAUUUGGAGGGGGGCUUAGAAUGGCACAAAGACCCUGCUUGUGAGUAAGGAAUUUAGGGAAUUCCUAAAAUCUCAGGGAAUUUGCUCUCCUGGACUGACUUUGUGUUACGUUCUCCGGCAUACACCCUUCUGAAUGUGCUAGACUGUAACUCUCACCAUUGCUAUCUGGGGGGAUAUGAUGGAGCUUUGAGUCAAAAGAGGAGACAGUCAGCCUUAAACCCCAAAUGUAGUAACACCUUUUGUAGUGGUCUUGGGAGUUGCAGUUAUAGGGAUGGAACAUGGGUAUUAGCAGGUAACCAACUGAGGCUGUAUUCCCUGCCUCACUGACCAGACCCCCAGAUUCACGUGUCCCUCCAGAUGUUGUUGGAUUGUGCCUCCCAGUAUUCCUGACCAUUGGUUCUGCUGGUGAGAACUGCUGGGCUUUGCAGUCCUUCAGCAUCUCGGUGGCUGCAUUAUCCCUGCCCUUAGCCACAGGUUUCCAUUUCCCGUCCUCUUGUGCCCAACCGAGAUUGAAGCCUUGGAAAGCGUUGCCAGAUUGAAAACUGGAGAGUGCUCCUAUGCUUCCCACUGUAGAAGAGGGAAGUUCAGCCAGUGCUACUUGUUACCUAGUGUGACAAGCAACCCUGGCUGAAAGUCUCUCUCCUGUACAACUAUUUAAGGCCUGGAAAACCCUCUUCUGUUUGCAGCCCGGCAAACCUAGCCAUAGAGAAUCAUGGGGUUGGAUUGCAGCUCCCAGCCAGCAUGGCAAGGGAAGGUUGGGAGUUGCGAUCCCAACAACAUCUGGAUGCCACAUCAUUUCCAUCUUCUGAAAUGUGCUCAAGAGGGUCCCUGACCCUUGGCUUGCAAUUUCCCAGGAAUUACUCACUCUCUUUACUUUUUGAGCUUGCAGAGAGCAAUGUCCUCUUAGAAACUCCCCUCCGUUGGGUACAACAGUUAGAAAGGUUGUUUUUGAAUCCUAGAGGGCUUGAUCCAAGAAGGUACCACAAAGGUUACUCUGGGAGAGCAAAUUCUCCCCUAUCCAAGCAGUUGGGGCUAUAUUAUCUCAGCCAAGUUAUCAAGCUUCUAAGCUCCUUCACCGAAAGGUAUAUUUUUGCACAUAUUUUCCUUAUGGGGAGAGGGAAGCACCGUCGUCUCUUCUCUUCGUCUCACCAGAUUUGUGUCGGGUGUGUACUCCUUUUUUUAAAAUGCAACAAAACCUUCUGUAUAGGUACAAAAAUUAGCUUGUUUGUUAGGAAAUGUUAAUAUAUUAUAUAUAUAUUUUGCAUUUUUGUAUGUAAGAGGAUUGUCUUUGGGUUUAUGUUUUUAAGAAAUGCUGCUGUAGGAAAUUAUUAUUAUUAUUAUUAUUUUUCUUUCUUUCUUUUAAAUGAAGAAAUUUGCCUAGGGUUUGUUGUUGUUUUUUAAAGCACACAAUCGGUGCCAAGUUCGGAUUUAGGGAGAAGACCGCGACCUGCCUCCUUUUUUAAAAGCUGUUAGACGCGGGACACUUUGAAAUUGCACAAAGGAUUUUAAACGUGGACAAAGCUGGACUUGUUUCUCUUUUUAUAUCUCUCUCUAUCUCUUUCAGUCCUACUUGUAUCUCUUCCACUGACACCGGGAAUGGGCCGUAUGUCCUCCAUUUUGUGUUUCCCUGCAGCCAUCUUGACAUCCUUCCUUCCUCUCCCCUCCGGUUUCCACCCUUUGGUUGCGUAGCUUUUAAAACCUUUCACUACCUUUCCCCUCACUAUUGAUUAUAGAUGAUCAGUAAUCAAUUUUUUAAAAAAUAAAAGUUUAUUAAAUACUG